AUGGCUCGCAGGCGGAUUUCAGCCCCCAGAUACUCGGAAAAGCGGAGUACACCUAAGAAGGAAAAGAGCAUUCUUGCAAAUUACGACGCGUGGAUCGAUAGCCUCCUUGAACGUAUUGGGAUCCGGCCGAAGCUGAUAACGGGCCUGGAUGAAUUCCUUACUGUUUUAAUGGCCUUGUUUUACGCAGUUUUUUUCUUCUUCAGGCUCGCGACCCCAUUCUCUUUGCAAGAAACAGGAAUUCCUGCCAUCCCCACGCUGCCUUCCAACAGCACACAUACAAAUCUCACUACCUUUUUUGAGGGUCUCCAAACCACCAAUGAUAAGUACUUUCAGUGCUUUUCUCUGAAAUCUGUCCAUUCAGUAUCAUAUAAAGAAGUCAAUGUCGAUGAUCAGCUCAGUGUUUACAACGGUCAUUUCACACCAGCUCACACAUAUGUUUUUGAUGAUUACGUCAAUAUUCUGAGUGUUUCGGAUGCAAAGCCAAGUAUUUUGGUCGCCAUUCCCACAGAGCAAUCUUCCAGGACAGAAGAGUCUCUCCGCAUUACGCUUGCCGCAGCUGCCGACGCUCUCUGCUCAUCUAGGCUAUCUUCGCGCAGUCUACACAUGGGUGUUGUUCUAGCAGUUGGUCGGACAUAUGCUUCUAUUGAGCACGCGUUUCUGGAAACAUAUGGAAAGGAUGCCUUGAGCUCUGCACUUUCUCUGCGCUUGGAGCCAGGCACUGGCUGGUCGGGUCUCCAAUUUCUUGACUUCUUUUCUGUAAAGGAUGGAGAGGCUUAUCACUUGUUAAGUGCACCUUUACGAAAAUGCAAAAGUUGCAAACAGGGGUUUCUUACCUACUUGUAUGAAUGGAUCCUAGCGAUUAUGGAGCAAAAGAAGAUCAUCUCACUAAAAGCUGCCAACCAACGUAGAACUCAGAUCCAAUCAGCCUCUUAUGGCAAUAAGGACAAUAGAAGAAUCGUGAUUACUUCGACCACUACCGGUGGAUUUAAAGGGACAGAAAUCCUCGUUCCUCCAGAAGGUAGAUGGAAGCGGACUGAAGAUGAUGCGAACACCUUCAGCACCGUCCUGAUAGGCUCUGCCGUGAGAAGCUUGUCAACGUGCAUCGUGGACACGCUUCUUUCAUUACUUACCGCAAUCUCUUCAAAGGCUGAUCUCACUGAGAGCAGCAUGCGUCCCUUUUUACUUGUUACAGGUAGAUCUGUGCAUGUGCCACGCAUGGCCAUACCAGUAGCUUCGGCCGCCACGUUGUUUGUGUUGCUGCAUACAGCGAAGAAAUAUCACCAAGGUAGCAAGAGGCUCCUUAUGAAGCGGCUUUUCAUAGGAAUCUUUUCGCGGCUCUUUGUUAUUGCUUUAACGGCAUCGGCAGGAUAUCUCCUUGUAACGUUUUAUCCUGAUUUUAAUAGCAACUCCAGCGCACUUAAUUUUGUUACAGGUAUGCAUCGCGGUCUGCUGAGUGCCAUCAUCUUAUUUGUAACGGGUGCUUCAAUAACUAUAUGGGGUGUCUUCCCAUUAGUGCCUAUCCCAGUUUCCAUUCUGGAAGGUUCUCUCUUCUUGAUCGUGCUUCAGCCCAUCCUUUUGGCUAUUUCCUCUGCUGCACCAGAGGCCGAUGCUAUGGCACUGCAACUUCUUCAAAUUUCCUUGCUUUCGUGUUCCUCACAGCUCCUCUCAGACGUUCUCCGCAAACGUUUUGGAUUUACAUAUCCUUCGCUGGUACAUGGGAUCACGAUAAUGGGGGCUAUCAUACUAACAUUCCCUACCAUUUAUUACGGCAUUCAUCUAUUGCUCAAUAGCGUUGCACAUUCCAGACUAAUUUGGUCACUCACAGGCGAGGCUACUCGAAGCAUCUUACUCUCUGUGAUUAUCACUUCUUCUGUGGUGUUGGCCUUUGUGUUUGGUCAUGUCGGUGCGUUGAUGAGGAGGGCACCGAUGCGCUUCUUGAUAGGUCUUCUUACGUGUGCUGCAUCCUUUGUUCCUGUAUAUUACUAUUGCAAUCGCCCAAGCAAUGAUCAUUUAAUCAAGAACAUGAAACACGUUCCGGGCGCACUAACUCUACCAACAUAUACUGCGCACACCGACGUGACUUUUUGGUGCUUUGACGAUGAAAAGGCAUGUUCAGUUGAUGUGUAUAAUGGCUUGUACGACAGCAUGGAGCUGUAUGACACUGUUGCUGAAGAUGACGAAAAACAAGGUCAUAGAAUACAGUUCUUUAGUCAGAAUGUCAAUAUUUCCAUUCCCAUGCUAGAGUCCCAUUCGAUAACAUGUGCGUCGGGCAGUUGCACCAGUGACCGUUCCACAGAGAUCGUAGUUAUUUCAAACACCAUUAAUAGGCGAUAUCGCUACAAUAGUCAGCUAGCAUCUGUGAAGAAUAUUACUGGGAUGGUGAGCUAUGUAUGCGAAAGGGUUCCUAUGCGAGUGGAGGAGUCUGUUUAUUGGCGCCGAACCUACAAGGCGUAUAGCUGUUACCACCCGUAG
This is a messenger RNA of Giardia duodenalis, 2472 nucleotides long. RefSeq lists its product as uncharacterized. The coding region runs from base 1 to 2472 and encodes 823 amino acids. NCBI's taxonomy places the organism in Eukaryota, Fornicata, Diplomonadida, Hexamitidae. The record is from RefSeq and is a predicted model, not a curated record. The transcript has a single exon.